CUUGAUGUGUGAGCACUGUGAGAUAUUCCCCUCAGGGGAUGAAGCCGCUCUGGGAAGAGCAGAAGGUUUCAAGUUCCCUCCCUUUCCUAUGUUCCUAUGAGUCUCUCGCCACCCUGGGUAUCAUCUGGCUGUGGCAAGGCAACAAUUACCACACAACAGGUGCAGGUAUGUGUGGUAAAUUGUGAUGAAAUUAGCUUCUAACCACCCUGUGUAACACUUUUCUGUGGAGAAUUUUCACCACACAUCAGGUGCAGGUGUGUGGUAAAAUGUGUGGUCACCACACAGAUGACCAAAUUGCUCUAGGAUAAGCUCUUACACUCUGGGAUAGCUUGGUUGUCUGUAUUUUUCUUGCUAAGUGGGAAGGGAUAUUUUACCACAUACCAGCUGCCAAUGUAUGUUUAAAUGUGUGGUAAAAUGUCUGUUAAAACGCUUGUCUGUAUGGGUGCAUCAUGUGUGGUAAAACAACCAUCUGUAACCGUCCAUAUUUUACCCACAAUUCUUUCCCAUCAAUAUUGAUAUGUAGGCUGGCAUUUCUCUGAGCGGUGAUGUCUCUUUGCUAAAACGAAAAAUGGAGAACAAGCUAUGGUUUUCUGCUCCCACCCCUUUCUAGCCUAAUGCAAAUUUAUCCUCACUUGGCUUGCUGGUUUUUCCAUAAUCAAAGCAUCCCAAACCACUGCUGAAUGUCCAAAGGUGUUGUCAUAUCCCAUUUCUUGGCUAAUGGCAAUCUGGCAGCCAGACUUGGAUUUCUUGCUUUCGCCGCGUCUGCAGACAAGCCAAGUGGAGUUGGAGGCUGCUGCACAACGAGAUCCAUUUGUCAAAACUGGCUGUCUUUCGUCGCAAAGAAGGGUUCCAGGACAAUGGCUUGGAGAAGAUGUUCCAUGUAGUCGCUGCCAGGAGAAAGUCUGAGUCAUUUGGCGUGGAAUAAUCACAUUUGGAGGGCUGAAGAAAGCUUAGGUUUGAAAAGUCCAUAAUGCUGGGAAAAGUCGAAGGAAAGAGGAUCAACGAGGAUGGCCAUCAUCAUGGAGAGAAUCUAUCCAUGUGGUUGCUAAGAGUCGACACCAACUUGACGGGUGUGAAGGAGGAGACCCCCGCAAAAAAACCCAAGUCUGCCUCUACUGCGGACAAAGCCGGUUGGAUCAAGAAGAGCAGUGGAGGUCUUCUGGGACUCUGGAAAGAGCGUUACAUCCUGCUGUGUAAAACCCAGCUCCUGGUGUAUGAAGAUGAGGAUGAACAGAAAUGCAUUGAGACUGUGGAACUGGAAAGCUAUGAGAAAUGCCAAGAACUGCGUGCACUCCUGAAGAGGAGGAAUCGGUUCAUUUUAAUUCGGUCUCCAGGUUACAAGGUCCACGAUAUCAAAUUUCAGGCAUCAAAUGGGGAAGAAAAAGAGUCAUGGAUGAAAGCCCUCAAUGAAGGCAUCAAUCGAGGCAAAAACAGAGUAUUUGAUGAGGUGAAGGUGGAUGACAGCCUCUCCCUGGAGCACGUAACUCGAGACAGAGCCAAACUGGGUCAGGGUCGCCGUCCACCGACCAGAUACCAUCGAAAGGAGGUUGCUGAAGCAGCCUCGGAUGGAAUCCUGAGGCUUGACCUAGAUGUCACGGAUAGCGGCCCUCCAAAUGCCACCGUGGGGGCUAGCGAAGCGGAGAAUGUCCCGCCUCCUAAGGAGGUGUUCAAACCACCCAUGCCCCCCAUGAAACCGCUUAUGCACCCCACGGAGAAGCAGACCCCCGAUUCCGCACCCGAGGAUCUAGAAGUUAAGAAACCCCCGAUGCCUCCCUCUAAGCCCCUUAAGGAAAUAAUAGCACCUGGAGACAUGGUGAGUCCGGCAGAAGAUGAGGCUGUUGCAAGUGAAGAUGCUGGACAACCCAAAGCUGUCCCAGAUGAAGACAAGAGGGAGGGCUCAAUGGAGGCCAACAGGAACAUCCCUGAAGGUCCAGUUCCUCCUCUGAAGAUCUUAUCCAAUAAGGCGACCGUGACGGUGACGUGGGAUGACCCGGCCUCUGAAUCACAAAGUGUAGAAGCUGUGAAUCCAUCACCAGCCGGCAGCAAAGAAAACCUCCAUGAGGCAGCCCAGGGAGCAGGAAGACCUCCAACUCCUCCUCCGAAGAUCAUCUCAGAGCGGUUGAGAGCCACCAUCAACGUUGAGGAGAACAGCUUGGAGGCCGUCACUUCUGAAAGCGACCACCCAGGCGAUAACCCCACGUCCCCAGUGAACGGAGUUGUUGUUGAUGAUGAUGGAACGACGGAGCCUCUCUCUGAAGAGCACAUUUUGCAAGAUGGAGAGGAACGGAGUGAGACUCCUUCAGAGCAAGGGACAAAGAAAGAGGGUUCCAGCCUGUGUCUGCAAGAUCAGGUGCUGUCACAUGAGUCCGCGGGAGAUUCUGUGCCUGCCAAAGCUCACUGUAACUCUCUCGGGGGCCUGUUGGCGGAACCGAAAAAGAAACCCUUUUCGGGACAGGAUCUCCAGCGAGGAGGCGACCUCCACGUCGCCAGGAUGGAAAAGAAGGUCGCUUGCGAACAGGAACGAACAGAGCAGCUGCUGCAGAAGGUUCUCCAGGAGGGCUUGGAGCAGGCACCGGAGGGCAAUGGACCUCCGGGAAAUGCCAAGACCUUGCUCAGUGAGGCGGUGGAGCAGCUCCGACAAGCCUCGCAAGUUUUGCAGGAGAUAAAGGAUUUAGAAGAGCAGAAAAAGGAGCCAGCCGAGAGGCGGAAAGGAGCUUUGCCAAAGGACCUCGCGACCCUCUAUAGAAGAAGUGCGCCCUGAGCAGAGGACACUCCUCUGUUGCGACUCGGCAAAUAUGUUGCCCCCUAACACAGUUUUUACUCUAUUGCUAGGCCAGUGUGAUUUUCAGAAAGGGGGGGCCAUGUCUCGCUGUGCAGCUGCCCCCACCCCCCAGCAGAGAAGUGAUUGCUUAGUUUCACAGUGCCCCUCGCCUGACCCUUGUUUUUUGAGCUGUGGACCAGAUCUCCUGAUGGGGUACAGGAUACCUGCAAGGGCUUUUGAGAGUGCCGAGGUUCUGGGAACGAUUUGAAAGCUGGGAGGCAAGUGGUGACCAAGGCUCUGUGUGUGUGUGAGUGUGUUUGUGUUCUCUUGCUGUCUCCCGCCUCGUGCACACAUGGACCAUAGCAGUCCAGGGCAAACCAGGGUGGUGGGUAGAAAGAAAAGUGGAGAGGCGGCCCUUUUGCUCCAGUGCCCUUUAACAUCCAUUCAACCUGAUCCACAGAUUCUCACAAGCUGAAUGUGGGAUGCUCUCCCUCGGCUCAUGAACCUCCAGACUUCUUGCUGGCCUCAGUAAUUACCGAUGCAAAGUCCAGGAGGGCCCCAGAAGGUGGGGGCUUCUUUUUUCUUUCUUUCCCUUUUUAAAGAAGAUAGUCAGCUGGGGUGAUCGGAAGAAUGCUCAUGGUGAUUUUGGACAAGGUCUAUCCCCUUAGAGACGGAAAAGAGGUGAUAGCAUUGCAAUCUGUUCAGCUUUCAGUGUGUUCUAGUGCUUUUAUUGUCCUGGCCAUUGGGCCUGCGGGGCCCAAUCUUCAGUGGUGCUUAGAAAGUGUUUAAAAGUUUCAUUAAAAACACAAAAGCUGCUCUGAAAUUUUAUUGAUGUUGUCAGAGGAAUUGAAAUGGGCAGCAAUGUCCUCCAAAGAUUUCUCUAUAGAGAGAGUACAACCGCUUCUUCAUUCUGACCCUAACCCUUUUCUCUGGGCCAAAAUGGCGGCAAUUUGACCCAAAUGGUGUGAGGGUCGGGAUAAAGAAGGGGUGAUAACACAGAGAAAGCUGUAAGUACAACAAUGCUAUCAACUGCUUUCCAUCUCUAGGGGGCAGACGUCAGUCAAUAAUCACUAUGAGCAUUUGUCUAGCAAGAUGGUUUUUAAGAUGUACUCCCAAGAUGUUUUGGGAAUACUCCUAAAAUUGUGAAUGCAACAAAUGCCUGUUUGCAGGAAGGGCCAGUUCGUAUAUGCACCAUCCUCACUUGAGGAUUGCAGCUUCGAGUGGUCAAGGGUGGGUGUCGCAUAUCUGCAACCACCAACAGAACCUUUUUGCAUUGAUGCCAAAAUGUUGCAGUCCUUUCCCACUGGAGUUCACACAUCUUAUUUGGCGGUCCUCAAGUGUAGAGGAAUUGAGCAAUGUAUGGAUCCAGCCAGUCUGCCGUGCCUGUUAGGUUACUAUGGCGGCCGCUCUCUGCCAAAAAAGCGUUUGGCUGCAGAUCCAGAUUUGUGUAGUGUAGUGUGGGAACCAGCCCACAUCCAUCUAGCUAAGCACUGAAGGAAAUGUUUGUAUCGCUUGCAGCAGCAAUCUGUGCUGGAUGUAUUUAAUUACACUGAAGAACUGUCUGACUCCAGACCUCAAUCAAGUCGAAGGAAGGAAACUGAGCAAAGCUUGUGCUCUGAAUGCCUUCAGCAGGAACCUUAACACAAAAGCUGCCGCUGAAUCAUUUGUUUGUCACAAACUAGAGCUAAAUAUUGUACAAUCUAUGCUGGGGUAGGCAAUAGCUUGGUUCUCCAGCUGUGGUUGAACUACAACUCCCAUCACCCCUGCAGCGAUUUAUUGCAGCAGGGGAUGAUGGGAGUUGUAGUUCACCAACACCUGGAAAGCCAAGCUGUUGGCUACCUCCUGAUCUAUACUAACAAUAAUUUAAACCUUUUUCUGUCCUAUCCUGUAAAUACGAAUGACUUAAAGUCCUUUCAGCAAUGGAUUAGGGCGUGGAGUAUUUUGUUACAGAGGACCAGCUGCCCAAAAUAUAUGUUCAGAAACCUCUUGUAUACUUCUAAGACUACGAGCUUGGCAGCAUGCACAUUUGGAAACUGGUGAAUGUGACCCAGCCCUUUAAAAUCCUGAGAAACUAUAAAAAAAUAUAUCUCUAUAUUUUUAACAA
This is a messenger RNA of Hemicordylus capensis (graceful crag lizard), 4865 nucleotides long. RefSeq names its product pleckstrin homology domain containing O2 (gene PLEKHO2). Gene Ontology annotation, biological process: macrophage apoptotic process. The record is from RefSeq and is a predicted model, not a curated record. NCBI's taxonomy places the organism in Eukaryota, Metazoa, Chordata, Lepidosauria, Squamata, Cordylidae. Bases 971 to 2761 code for a protein of 596 amino acids. The transcript is spliced from 7 exons.